GGCUAAAGUUUUUCUUCUCAUUGCAAUGCCAUAGAACAAUUUCUCAGAUUUAUUCAGAUAUUGACACUGAUGUCGAAAUAAUGUGUAUUUGAUGCACCAACAAUAAAUACAUACAAUUAACAAACAAAAACCUGAUGUCUAAAACGGCGUUUGUAAGAAAAGCACGGCCACAGAGAGUAGUAGCAUGGCCGAGGGGCCUGAUCCAUCCUCCAAGACUAUCCAAAGCUGCCAGCUGUACGUAACACUUUCGGCCUGCAGAGGGCGACGUGGAGCAGAGGUUUGCGCAGCCAAUGCACCUUUAAUCCGGGUUUAAUCGGGACAAUACUGCGCUACAGUUUUACCCGGUGAUGCACUGAACUGAGUUCAUGGCCUAGACAGCUGGGUGGUCAUCGCUUUUGACUUCAAUAAGGUUAAACAAGUAUUUGCAUUGGAUGUCCUCAUCCUCACGUCUGAGUCGUAUUUUUUGUGUAGCCUAUGCUAAGGGGGUUGUGGGUUUAUCGUUCAUUCUCUUGGCCAAUAGCGGUUAAAGUUGAUACAUCAGUGUGUAUAUACUUGUAAUGAUUAAUAUUAGCAUCACAGGAAAGGCUUCGCUCCUGAGUCACUACGCAGACACCUAUCGGGCCAUCUGCUCAAACCCGCUGUUGCUUCCCCGUGACACCCGUGCCAGUGGUGUCGGUGGAAUGACCAGUUUGCCAGAGUUGUGUUUUACUGGCGUGAGAGAGAGGUGUGACCACACACGUGAACGAUGAAGCCACCUGCAUGCUUGUCUCGCUCUGCAUGUUCUUUACCUCGUCCCUUGCUCACCUCUGGGUUACACAGCAGGUCUCUGCAAACUAGCGUCCUCUUCCUUUCGUCUUCUGUAGGGCUUUUUCAACUUUUUCUACCUUAUUUUAGGCUGUACCGUGGGGCGGGGGAAUGACUCCCAUCUUCUCAGCCGUUUCCUUUUGCACGGUGUGGCCACAAGGGGGCAGCACCUGCAUCAUGACUAGCUGGACAGAAUAUAAAGCGACGCUAUUAGUGCACACGUGACCCAGGCUGCCUGAAAAGUUGACCGAACUCAUGUGCGGCUUCUCCACCAUUUAAGACUACCCCGUGUAAAUUUCAUAAGAUAAACAAACGAAAACUUUCAUAGUCCGGUUGUAAACUAAAGUCCAAAAUGUGCUUCGCUCUUAAAGGUUUUGUUUUUUUGUUUUUUUGUUUUUUUUUAGAGGCUGGAGGGUUUUGUAGAAACAUGCUAGCUCUGUCCACCAGCCUGUGUUCCUCUGCAGUGUCACUGGUGGUAGGGCUGAGUGCUGAGCAGCUACACCAGAGGAGAUCUGUUGACUUUUGGCUGUGUAGGUGGAGGUAUUAUUAUUAGAUGGAGGAGUUCUUGACUGACACUUGCAGCUGAGCCCAUGCAUUAGUACAGUAUGGGCAUUCCACACACACUCAGUCAGUGCAGGACUCACAUGUCCAAAGCCAAGGGGAUAGCCUGGAUUAGGUCUAUCCAGUGGACCAACGCCUGGCCGUGGACUCAGAGCUCAUCUGAACCUCAUUAGCAGCGUUACACGCUGCAUCUCAUUAUUGCUGAAACUAAGACCAGUCUGGGCUUUGACUAUGAUGAUGGAUUCUGUAAUCACAGUUAUUUCAUCAACAGCUCAUUUGAAUGGUGAUUAAAGGUGGGGUGAUGUGUGCAGUCUGGAACCUGCCAGCAGCAACAGCUUGGGCAUGUUCUAGCUGAGGAACUAGACGUCCAAGAUGAACUGGUUGGAGACGCCCAGGAACCAGACGUACCAGAAGAACAGGUUGGAGACGCCCAGGAACCAGACGUACCAGAAGAACAGGUUGGAGACGCCCAGGAACCAGACGUACCAGAAGAACAGGUUGGAGACGCCCAGGAACCAGACGUACCAGAAGAACAGGUUGGAGACGCCCAGGAACCAGACGUACCAGAAGAACAGGUUGGAGACGCCCAGGAACCAGACGUACCAGAAGAACAGGUUGGAGACGCCCAGGAAUCAGACGUACCAGAAGAACAGGUUGGAGACGCCCAGGAACCAGACGUACCAGAAGAACAGGUUGGAGACGCCCAGGAACCAGACGUACCAGAAGAACAGGUUGGAGACGCCCAGGAACCAGACGUACCAGAAGAACAGGUUGGAGACGCCCAGGAACCAGACGUCCCAGAAGAACAGGUUGGAGAAGCCCAGGAACUAUUCAUUUAUACUUUUCCCUUUUGAAAGAUCUGUAUCAUUUUUACAGAUGUGAUUUGCAUUUUACAAUCUUUUGCUAUUUAUUCAUUUUUGUCCUCAGAAUAUUUCCUCCCUGAUGCUUAAACUGCCAUCAGGCUUUGUGAGAGCUGAAUUACUGAGCUAAAUCCUAAACUUUGACUUUAUCUUAAUGCAGUCUUGAAUUAACAUGAAUUCAAACCUCAAAGGUUUUUGCUGGCAGGGCAAUAAGUUUAUGCUACCAACAAGUGUGUUCAUGUGUGCGUGCUUGUGUGUGUUUAAUACUGGGUGUUUUCAUGUGUGUGAGAGACAGUGUGUAUGUGUGGUCAUGUUGGAGUGUACAUAACUGUACUGUAGGUAGCAUCAUACUUGUGUUUGAAAACCCUGGACAUCCUGGUCCUUCAGCACUUUUGCACUGCAAGAUUUAGAUGUUAGUGUUUGUUCUUUGGGCUUUUAGUCCAUUAUAAAUGUGAUUUGAUUGAACAAGGUGCUGGGUGGCUCUACAGAGCACUACAGUGUACUACUCUACAGAGCAGUACAGAGCUCUACAGAGCAGUACAGAGCUCUAUAGAGCAGGACUUUACAGAGCUCUACAGAGCAGUAUAGAGCAGGACUUUACAGAGCAGUACAGAGCUCUACAGAGCAGGACUUUACAGAGCUCUACAGAGCAGUACAGAGCUCUGCAGAGCAGUAUAGAGCAGGACUUUACAGAGCUCUACAGAGCAGUACAGAGCUCUACAGAGCAGUAUAGAGCAGGACUUUACAGAGCUCUACAGAACAGUACAGAGCUCUACAGAGCAGUAUAGAGCAGGACUUUACAGAGCUCUACAGAACAGUACAGAGCUCUACAGAGUAGUACAGAGCAGGACUUUACAGAGCAGCACAGACUGCUUUUCAGCACUGGUGAAUAUUCCAUAAUCUCCAUUAGGACCGGGUGUAUUUGUGGGGAGUAGGGGCAUCUGGCAAUUGUGUGUGCAUGUGUAACAAGUUUCAUUUUAAAAAGACAGUUGCAUUGCAGUUGCACAUAAUGACUGAAAACAUCUUUUUUUGCUCACACUUAUACAAUUACAUUUGCUUUCUGUGAAAAGCUGUUAGAUUUUUACGCAGUGGAGUACCUGCCCUACUUUCUACAAGGGGAACUGUAUAUGAAUACAUAUUAAUGUCAUUUUCUCCCUCUCUCUUUUUUGGUUUUUUACUUUUUUACAUUACAUUCACUACA
Molecule: messenger RNA, 3426 nt
Organism: Electrophorus electricus (electric eel)
Lineage: Eukaryota; Metazoa; Chordata; Actinopteri; Gymnotiformes; Gymnotidae
Source: RefSeq, a predicted model, not a curated record